Messenger RNA from Suillus discolor, 1455 nucleotides. RefSeq lists its product as uncharacterized. The record is from RefSeq and is a predicted model, not a curated record. Lineage: Eukaryota; Fungi; Basidiomycota; Agaricomycetes; Boletales; Suillaceae. The transcript is spliced from 5 exons. The coding region runs from base 1 to 1455 and encodes 484 amino acids.
AUGCAAUAUGUUCCAAACUCACUGUACUUCCUUUCCGAUCUCUCAAGCAAUGAAGACAAUGACAGUAGCAACACCAACAUGGAUCAUAGUGACAAUUGUGAUGGUACCACUGGUCACAUUUCCUCAGCGCUACCUCGAAAGCGCCAGAAACUUGAUGUUCCUUACCAUGAGCAACAAAAACAAAAGCAAGCUGCAAAGCAAGCUGAGCUGGAGCAAGCAUACAAAGAUAUCACAAAGCAUUUGAAGUCAAAGAAGUUUGUGUUUGUUGGGGGUCCACAUGGUUUACAGGCAUGUCGUGCACGCACUAUCGAGGUUCACUUGAUGCUUGUGGUGAAGAAUGAGCAUGGUUUCAAGGUAGCCUCAGAGAUGGCUGCAGAGACCAAUGGGUUUGCUGCAAAGUGGGGAGGAUGCCAGGUCCGUGGUUGGACUCGAGAGUGGAUGCAAAUGAGAACACUCCCAGUCUCACAAUGGGGAUGGCAUGCCAAGAUUUCAUCACUUCUCGAUGACCCUGCAAUUGCAUCUGAGCUCCACACAUUCAUGCGCUCAAACAAAUGGUCGAUGGACCCUCAGAAGCUGGCGAAAUUUAUCAAAAAUGAACUUCUCCCUACUGAAGCAACAAAAUAUCUCGAACGACAACGGCUUGUGCAGAAUGAAAUGCCCCAGGGUCUGAAGAGAUACAUUGAGCUUGAGCUCUUUCCUCGCAUUCACAUGAAGGUUGGGUGUGGAGUAUCAUUGAGCACAGCCCAUCGCUGGCUCCCAAACAAUGGACAAUCAAUGAGCUGGGUACCAAACAGUGAGCACAAGCUGAGAAAGAAAGGAGUGGGUCGAGGAUUGCAUCAGAGCAGUAUCAUUUGCUCAACCGUUGGACAUCUUGAGGAAGCAGCACACACUAUCGAGUAUGGCAAGAAUUAUGACGGAUACUGGAAUGGGGAAAUGUUUGUCAAGCAGCUCCGUGACAAAAUCAUUCCAGCAUUUGAAUGUGCUCAUGGAUCUGGUUACCAGGCAUUGUUCCUCAUUGACAAUUCUCAGGGACACUCAGCAUAUGCAGAUGAUGCAUUGCUGAUCUCGCGCAUGAACGUAAAUCCAGGUGGCAAACAGGCACACAUGAAAGAUGGUUGGUUCAUUGAUGCUGGUAGGCAAAAAGUUAUUCAGUCCAUGAUGUUUCCCUCCAAUCACUGUGAUCACCCAAAUGAACCGAAGGGCAUCAAGGCUAGGUAUCUGUGCAAGAACUGUGAUUACACCUUCGAAACACUCAAAACCAACUUGCCAAAAGCUAUGGCUUCUGUAUGUCUCAGCACAAUCCGGUUAUGGGAGCAUCGGAUGCACAGGUGGAUGGACACUUAUCAGUCAGGUCUAGAGAUGAAAAAAGCACAGUUUCAGGUCAAGGAGUUCAGCUCAAGGAAGUACAAGUCUCAUAGAUGUGUUCCGGAGACUGUAGCAUGUCUUUUUGACUGA